AUGGAACCCGUUGUUUUUGAUGAUAGUAUGGAGGUUACCUCAGAUGAGGAACAGGGGAAUAUCGACGAUAUCGAAAUCGACCUUGACCUUGCUCAUGACCGCCUUCCUGAACAUGAUGAAGAUGUGAUUGUGGAUGAUGCGUCCGCCACUGCUUCAGACCACCCUGCCGCUGGAGACGAUGCAACCUACGAUGCGGAUAUGGCGGAUGGUCAAUAUAUAGAUGGUGGCAUAUCAGGUCACGGAUAUCACAACUGCCACCAAGAAGGCUACUAUCAGUAUGAGGAGGAUUCUGCCUAUCAUAACCCGAACGACUACGAAGCAGAGAUGGAAGAUGGCUACGAAGAAGAUAUUGAUGCCCCGAUCCCGGAUACUGGCUUUGAAGAGACGAACGUACCUACUGCGAAUGAAGGAAGACAGGUGGAAAGGGAGGUAGAAGUCAGAGAAGAAGAAAUACAAAAGGAAGUUAACAUUCCUGAUAACGAACAACAACCUCCGGCCCCUAGAAUCUCGUCAAAUUCAGAACCUGUCGAAACCGAAAUUUCUAGACGAGCAUCAGUGGCUGAGGAGGAGGUUAUCAUUCAGAAAGGCACCAGUAUUGGCCAUCCAGAAAUUGAUAAGUUUGCAAUGGAAGAGUAUAACAUAAUCCCACAUGCUCCAGAGAGCGCUAAGCCCUUAAACGUUGAAGAAGGUCAUGGAAAUGGUGACAGUGAGGCUCAGCCCGCUUUAGAGGAUGAAGGGGGUCAUGGGGAAGAUGAGCUUGAAUCUCAAGGACCCGGAUCUUCAGAACAUGAGCACCAAGAGCCUGAACCUCGAGGGCGAUAUCAGUCGCCUUUGGAUCAGGAGAAAUUGUCGGAUACUACUGAGACAUAUCAUUUUGUGAAACCUGAGGACUAUGUUGGGGAUGGCGGAAAGGGCCAUUUGGAUAGAAGUGGAGCCCUCCAUCCGGUCAAAGUGAUAUACCAUGAAAGCGAAGUAUCAUUGUUUCCUCCAGAAGAAGGUGAUCUCUCAGAUACCUUUUUCCUGCGGGAUGAAGGUUUGGCCUAUGCUCCUAUUGGGGAGCUAGUGGAAGCCUGUCGCCAAGUGCUAGGUGAGCAUAUUAGCAAAGAUGAAGAACUAAUAGUCGAUAUCGAGAGUCUCGGGCUGCAUUUACCUGAGUACUCCGCCGGUAGAACCACCCCAUCUUUAGUUCAGAUUAUUCAAGUUUACCUCGAUCUUUGCGCUAACGAUGGCAUUAACGAACCUGAACCUCUAUAUCUAACUCUUUCUUCAAGAUCCAAUUUUAUGUCUGACUAUUCUCGCCUUGUAGCAGCAGCCCACGAGGGAAAGGGAUUGUCCUACCUCACAUGGGAAGAUUACGAUAUCGACAGUGCCAAAGGCGUAGAGCAUGGAGAAGAACAUGAACAAAACAAUUUGACGUCUGAAGAUGCAAGCUCUCCAGUUGAGCUGCAACCUGACCAUUCAGAACCUCCAGAAGAAGAGAAGGAAGUUGCUGCCGAUACCCAGGCGAAAAUUUUGCCGCCUGAUUCGGCAGGCGAAAACUCAUUAAUUCAAUCCACGAACCAGGAUUUGCCAAGACCGGAGGAGCCCAAGCCCCAUGCUGCUAGAAGUGACAACGACCAAAUAAUUCACGGCGACCUGCCAAGUGAAGUUGUGGGCCAUGAUAAUGCAGGGUUGCCCCAUAAUGCUGAAGAAUACGAUGAUAGUCAAUCAGUUGAAGGUGAGGAUGAGGGGGUGGAAGUAGAAGUAGAAGUAUAUGAAGAAGACGAUUUAGGAAGCGAACAUGGCGUUAUCGCCGAAGAUCCCCAGGACAGCACUGGCUAUGAUAGCCCUACAGCAGAAAAACCUAUGAAAAUACCAACUGUAGACCUUUCAAAAGACGAAUCAACUGAUCAACAGUCUGAAGCCUAUGUAGAUGAAUAUGCGUUUAACCAUGCGUUACUGCAAUUGGAGGAUGGGCUCACAACAGAGGCCAAUGUUGAAGAAGAAUACCAAGACGGUGCUGAUUUGGAAACCGAAGAAGACCACGCAGAAAGCCAUACCAUUUCUCUGGAUAAUAGAGAGGAGCCCGAAAAUCAUAUCCAAGCAGAAACCAAUAACGAUGCGCACAUAGAAAUCGAUUUAAGAACCAGUGAGACCGUGCGAGAAGAGGAAUCCCCUGUUGACCAUGAUGGCGAAGAUGUGGAUGAAUGUGAAAUUUUCAAACCCGAGGAUGGUAUUUCAGAUACCGAAAAUGGGACAGGCGCACUCCUUUCGAACGUUGAAGAGCAGCCCACCCCUCUGAUGAGCGAAUCUUACACUGGGGAAAGACAAAAAACCCCGGAAUCAACCCAUGAUAUUUUCGAAAUUGAUGAAGAUCUUUUUAAGAGCCCCGUAGCGAAAACCCAUACGGCGAUCCCUGCUAUUGACUCUACGAACGGCUCUCCUUUGGACGGAGCGAAUCACGAGCCCUUCGCUUGCCCGGAUGAAACCCAAACAGUCCGUGGAAGGAAGCCCACCUCUGUGUGCGAUCCAAAUCACGCUACUGGUGGACCAAUGGCGGCAUAUUUUGAUGAGUCUUUAACCACGAAUUAUCUAGAUACUGAAGCUCCUGAUCCGGACGAUUUGUCUGCACCUGCCAGUCCUAAGUCGACAAAACGGUCUUUCAUAGAUUCUGGUAUGAAUGAUGUCGAGGGUUCCACACCAGAUUUCAAGCGGCAGCGAUCGGAGUAA
Messenger RNA from Paracoccidioides brasiliensis Pb18, 2709 nucleotides. RefSeq lists its product as uncharacterized. Bases 1 to 2709 code for a protein of 902 amino acids. The transcript is spliced from 3 exons. The record is from RefSeq and is a predicted model, not a curated record.